Seminavis robusta is the source of this 837-nucleotide messenger RNA. Lineage: Eukaryota; Bacillariophyta; Bacillariophyceae; Naviculales; Naviculaceae. The record is from the annotation of a GenBank genome assembly.
AUGCAGCUGUCGGUCGAUGAGAUCACGAGAGCUCUACGGAUCAAGGCAUCAAUACUAUGUGACAGCCGUCUCAAAGAAGAGUCGGACUUUGUCUGUGUGCAGUACGCUCUGGCGGCCCAUGCCGAAGACAGCCUAGAAGAGAUAUGCCAUAGGAUUUAUCUAUUGCAGUGUGCCCGCAGCGAGUAUCAGAUUCUAGACACCGUUGAACAGGGUGUGCAACUUGCACAUCAGUACACCCUGCAGCACCCUGGAAUGUGGCUGGAUGUCAGCUACAUGGCUGCUACCAAGAACUACUGUAAAAUCCAAGACUUGGCAGCGUUUCGCCCUUCUGAGCAGAUCAAGACUGAUGAGCAUCGCCGCAUAUUCUUACUUGGGAAUUACUACAUGUGGAAUUGCUUGCUUCCAGAUUUUCAGGCUAUUCGAGAAGGGUGGACCUAUUUGUCAGAGUGUGAUGGUGUAGGCUCAGAAUUGUUGGAUCCGAUUGCGACAGAGAUAAUAAUGCAUCAUCUUUGGCAAGGAUACCCAAAGAAUAUCAAGGAGAUGUUCUUUUACAACUCACCAACAGUCAUAAACAUCUUUUGGAGUUUAUGCAAGAAGUUCAUGCCCAAGCACAAAGAACGCUGCAUUCAUCUGGACUGCAACCCCGAGGCCUUGUCAGGGAUCCGAUUAGAUGCUCUGUACAAGACUCCGACUAAAGAAGAGGCAAGAGUCAAGCUGAUCCAGACUAUAGGGAAUCAAUUGCAACUCAGAAGGCAGAAUGAAGAAAAAUUCAGCCUUGAAGGGGUAGGAGUGGCUCAGAUUCUUGGAUUGAAUCAUCCACACCUCAGCAUGCCUUGA